GCUUGGGCAAAAACUUUUCUUUCCACUUCGUAUGCUGUUGUGGAACUUCUUGUGAAUCAGAUGGCGUAAAGCGCUAGCAUCCUUUAAGGAGACCUCUUGUGGCAAGAAAUUUGCUUUGAGAACCUGUGAUUUUUUGUCUUUUGUCAAGCUAAGAUGGCGCUGCGUCGUGGGGAUCAGGUCCUGAAGCGCUUGUCACCACGGAUUUCAUUGCUGUGCUCCAGACUCCUUGCACCAGAACAGUCUCUGCUUGACCGUGAAUCCUCACAUGGGUUUGCCACAACCUCCGGCAAUUGGCAAGGGGCAUCAGGAAGAGACGAUGCUGCGGAUUUUGGUUAUAAGAAGGUUAGCAGAGAGGAGAAAACAACCCUGGUCGGGGAGGUGUUCAAAAACGUGGCCCCCAGCUACGACCUGAUGAACGACCUCAUGAGCGGGGGCAUGCACCGAUUAUGGAAAGACAGGUUUGUCAAGAAGCUGCAUCCUUUUGUUGGGAUGCAACACCUGGACGUUGCGGGAGGCACAGGCGACAUUGCGUUUCGUGUUCUGGACGCGAUCCGAGAGCAGGAGCCAAAACAGGAGCAGGCGGCGUGGGGGCCCCGCAGCUCCGUCGUGGUCUGUGACAUCAAUCCCGCGAUGCUGGAGGUCGGAAAGAAGCGGGCGCAAGAACGAGGACUGGGCGAAGCCUCUGGCUUGCAGUGGGUAGAGGGCAACGCCGAGAAGCUUCCGUUCGAGGACGCGUCUUUCGACACGUACUCUAUCGUGUUCGGCAUCCGAAACGUGACCGAUAUUGAAGCGGCACUCCGAGAGGCGCACAGAGUUCUCAAGCCUGGGGGGCGGUUCCUAUGCAUGGAGUUCAGUCAGGUCCGGUCGCCGACCCUGCGGGCCCUGUACGACGCCUACUCGUUCUCCGUAAUACCGGUGUUGGGCGACGUGGUGGCCCGCGACAGGGCCUCCUACCAGUACCUGGUCGAAAGCAUACGGAAGUUCCCCAGUCAGAAGAAGUUUGCCUCUAUGAUAGCAGCGGCCGGCUUCCAAGAGGUCACUUACGAGAACCUAGUGGCUGGGGCUGUUGCCAUCCAUUCGGGAUUCAAGCUAUGACCUCAGAUGCUUGGUCCUCGGACGGAGGAACGUACCUCACUCAACACGCUCGUUGGACUCAAUCGAGAUAAUGUCAUUCUGUGUGACUGAACCUGCUCAUUGGAGGUACUCAUGAUGGUACGUACGUCAACAUGAUCAUGCU
Klebsormidium nitens is the source of this 1237-nucleotide messenger RNA. The record is from the annotation of a GenBank genome assembly. NCBI's taxonomy places the organism in Eukaryota, Viridiplantae, Streptophyta, Klebsormidiophyceae, Klebsormidiales, Klebsormidiaceae.